This is a messenger RNA of Adelges cooleyi (spruce gall adelgid), 1931 nucleotides long. Its product is annotated as protein mothers against dpp-like. The transcript has 7 exons. The record is from RefSeq and is a predicted model, not a curated record. Gene Ontology annotation, biological process: transforming growth factor beta receptor signaling pathway; BMP signaling pathway; cell differentiation. Gene Ontology annotation, molecular function: RNA polymerase II cis-regulatory region sequence-specific DNA binding; DNA-binding transcription factor activity, RNA polymerase II-specific; I-SMAD binding. Gene Ontology annotation, cellular component: heteromeric SMAD protein complex. The coding region runs from base 197 to 1555 and encodes 452 amino acids. NCBI's taxonomy places the organism in Eukaryota, Metazoa, Arthropoda, Insecta, Hemiptera, Adelgidae.
AAUCAGUAAAUAAUACUAAUAUUAUAUAGUCUCAUAUUGCAAAUAAUAUUGCUGUUAUAAAAAAAUAAUACCCAUAGAUGUCGCAAUGAGUACACGUUAUAAUACCUACGUUACUAUUGUGGUUUACUCUGUAAGCAGUUAGAACUACAUAUUUAAAUGUAAUUUUUUGGAGGAAAUAUUGACACUAAAGAUAAAAAUGAGUGAAGAAAUGGAAUCUUCUGGUGGACCCUUAAAUAGUUUAUUUUCAUUUACAAAUCCAUCGGUUAAGAAAUUACUCGGCUGGAAACAAGGAGACGAAGAGGAAAAAUGGGCAGAAAAAGCAGUUGAUGCACUAAUGAAAAAAUUAAAGAAAACAAAAGGCGCUACUGAGGAUUUACAGAAAGCUUUAAGUUCACCAGGACAGCCAAGUAAAUGUGUUACCAUACCAAGAAGUCUUGAUGGGCGAUUACAAGUAUCUCAUAGAAAAGGUUUACCACAUGUAAUUUACUGUCGAGUGUGGCGUUGGCCAGAUCUACAAUCUCAUCAUGAACUCAAAGCAGUAGAUCAUUGUCAGUUUCCGUUUUCUUCUAAACAGAAAGAUGUCUGUAUAAAUCCGUAUCAUUACCAAAGAGUUGAAAGUCCGGUCUUACCGCCAGUAUUAGUUCCUCGUCAAAGUGAAUAUGCGCCAACAUCACAACCAUCAAUGCAACAAUAUCAACCACCAGUAGAUAGUGGUAUGCCAAUGAAUGUGUCUUUAAAUUCAGAUGGGUUCCCUGAAAAUGUAUUGACUCCAAAUUCUAUUACAUCCAACAUUCCUAAUCAAAUUCCAUCUACAAAUACUAUAAAUUCUUUUCCAGAAGCAACUUUAAUUGAGAAUACACAAUUUUCAUUGACAGAAGAUUUAAGUAAAGACGACAAUGUAAUAGAAAAAACUACUAAUCUAGAAGAUCUCGAUGGCAUUCCAAUAGUGUAUCAAGAACAACCAUGUUGGGCUAGUAUAGCAUAUUAUGAGCUGAAUUCUAGAGUUGGUGAAGUUUAUCAAUGUCAUUCACCUCAUGUGGUUGUUGAUGGAUUUACAAAUCCCAGAAAUGAUUUAAAUCGAUUUUGUCUUGGUCAAUUAUCUAAUGUAAACCGAAACUCAACCAUAGAAAAUACUAGACGACAUAUAGGCAAAGGAGUUCAGUUAUAUUAUGUUGGUGGUGAAGUUUUUGCUGAAUGCUUAUCUGACUCUGCUAUAUUUGUUCAGUCUCGAAACUGUAACCAGCAUCAUGGAUUUCAUCCAUCUACUGUGUGCAAAAUACCACCAGGUUGUUCAUUACGAAUUUUCAACAACCAGGAGUUUGCAGGAUUGUUAUCACAAUCAGUUAACCACGGUUUUGAAGCUGUUUUUGAAUUAACAAAAAUGUGCACUAUACGAAUGUCAUUCGUCAAAGGAUGGGGAGCUGAUUAUCACCGACAAGAUGUUACUAGUACUCCAUGUUGGAUCGAGAUACAUUUGCAUGGACCUCUACAGUGGCUUGAUAAAGUACUUACGCAAAUGGGUAAACCCCACGAUGCUAUUACUUCACAUUCAUAAUGUCAUGCUAUAUUAGCCUUUAAACUCAUCAGAUAUUCCAAGAUACAUAAAAAUAUGUGUAAUAAAUCUAAUAAAAAAGAAGGUAGGCUGCCUAAGUAUAAAUAAUUAACUCUAAAAAAAUUCCCCUUAUUUUAUUUAUAAAUUAUAUUUUGUAGAAGUGUACUAUGUAUGUGAUUUUUUUUUAUACUUUGUAUUAGUUAAUAAUAAUUUUAAUCUAGUCAUAUAUUUUUAUUAUUUUAUGCAACUACUAAAAUACCUACUAUAAUUAGUAUGUAUGAUAAAUAGCUAGUCAUAUUUUUUAUUACCAUAUCAACUGCUGUGCUUGUCCUGAAUAAAACUUAGAAGUAUUUUAAUGUGACAAAAUUCUAUAUGUACU